This is a messenger RNA of Entelurus aequoreus (snake pipefish), 601 nucleotides long. RefSeq names its product ribosomal protein L21 (gene rpl21). Bases 99 to 581 code for a protein of 160 amino acids. NCBI's taxonomy places the organism in Eukaryota, Metazoa, Chordata, Actinopteri, Syngnathiformes, Syngnathidae. Gene Ontology annotation, cellular component: cytosolic large ribosomal subunit; ribosome. The record is from RefSeq and is a predicted model, not a curated record. Gene Ontology annotation, molecular function: structural constituent of ribosome. The transcript has 6 exons. Gene Ontology annotation, biological process: translation.
AGGCGGGGUUUGAGGGCCUUCCAUCUCCCUUUCCGCAACACCCGCCAUCUUGUUCACACCGGGGACAUUUGGCAUUGCUCGUACAGUAACUUGGCAUCAUGACGAACACCAGAGGCAAGAGGAGGGGGACCAGGUACAUGUUCAGCAGACCAUUCCGCAAGCAUGGCCCCAUUCCUCUGUCCACUUACAUGCGUAUCUACAAGAAGGGCGACAUUGUUGACAUCAAGGGCACGGGCACCAUUCAGAAGGGGAUGCCACAUAAAUGCUACCAUGGCAAGACUGGUCGUGUGUACAACGUGACCCAACAUGCUGUUGGUGUCAUCAUCAACAAGAAGCUCAGAGGCAACAUCCUGGCCAAGAGGAUCAACGUGCGCAUUGAGCACGUCAAGCACUCGAAGAGCAGAGAUGGUUUCCUGCAGCGUGUCAGAGAGAACGACAGCAAGAAGGUGGAGGCCAAGAAGAACAACACCUGGAUGGAACUCAAGCGCCAGCCUGCUCCUCCUCGUGAAGCUCACUUUGUCAGCACCAAGAAUAACAAACCUCAGCUGCUGGAACCUAUCCCCUACGAGUUCAUGGCUUGAAUAAACAUCUUUGUACACCA